Molecule: messenger RNA, 597 nt
Organism: Hermetia illucens (black soldier fly)
Lineage: Eukaryota; Metazoa; Arthropoda; Insecta; Diptera; Stratiomyidae
Exons: 1
Coding region: 1-597 (198 amino acids)
Molecular function (GO): nucleic acid binding
Source: RefSeq, a predicted model, not a curated record
AUGAUCGAGCGAUGGCAUCGAACAUUGAAAACAGCUUUAAUGUGCCACGAAACGAUGAAUUGGAUUGAUACGUUACCUACCGUUUUGUUAGGACUACGCACCGUGUACAAGGAAGAAAUGAAGUGUUCUCCUGCCGAAAUGAUUUACGGGACAUCGUUGCGACUGCCUGGAGAUCUUUUUGUGGAAAACAAUGCUCCAAAUGAUCCAUCAAUCUUUCUUGAAAAAUUCAAACGAGACAUUCGUCGAUUGAAGCCUACACCAGCGUCACAUCAUCGAACAGACAGCAUUUUUGUACAUAAAGAUUUGCCGAAAUGCAGUCAUGUUUUUUUAAGAGUGGAUUCGUGUAAAAAACCACUGCAACAACCGUACACUGGCCCGCACGAAGUAAUCAAGAGAAUAUCGGAUCGCGUGUACACAAUAAAAAAAGACGAAAAGGAAAUUAACGUUUCAACAGAAAGACUGAAACCAGCAUUUAUCUUGAAUGAAAAUUUGGAUCUUUUGCCAGACAACGCAAAAUUAAUAGCACCACGACCACUGGUUCGAAAAACAUAUUCUGGACCCAAAACAAAAAAAGUACGAUUCGAGACAAAUGCUUAG